Messenger RNA from Haliotis rubra (blacklip abalone), 993 nucleotides. RefSeq lists its product as uncharacterized. NCBI's taxonomy places the organism in Eukaryota, Metazoa, Mollusca, Gastropoda, Lepetellida, Haliotidae. The transcript has 9 exons. The record is from RefSeq and is a predicted model, not a curated record. Bases 220 to 993 code for a protein of 257 amino acids.
UUUACACCUCCGUGUAAUAAUAGUGAUGAAACUAUAGUGUAAGAGAGAUGGGUUUUCAGAUCAUUCUCGAAUGAUCAUACGUAAGCAACGUACAGCAGGCACGACAUUUACUGCGUAAGCAUUUGUUGCCAAUCCACCCUGAAAUCUCGUCGUCUGUUAUCGACACUGGUAACCUCAGUAUUGAGAGUCAGUCACUCGCCGCAAAGUUGAUCGCCAGACAUGUCGAAGAAGGAUUUUGUCAUGAACGAGUAUGUCAAGGAGGUUCUUCAAGAUGAAUUGUUGAGAAAUGAUGCAUUCUUGACUGAAGAGGAAAUCAAGACUCUCUUGGCGGAGGAUGAAGAUAAGGAAUAUAGAACAAGGGAGACAAUUAUUGGCUAUCCCAUCCACCCACUUUACCGUGAACUGGGCAACAUGUUGACAAUAUGGAUGCAGGAGAAAUAUUGCCCUGCCCUGAAUCUGCCCAAGUAUGACUUGCUGGAUGAGAAAACCUAUGCAGAGUCAAGACACUGUGGACUAUGUGGGGGCGGGGAGGAGAUCAAGUACAGGAUCCGAGAGGUCCUCCUGUUGUUGGGAAAGCGUGGCAUUUUGGACCUGUUUGGAAUCAGGAAGACGGUUGGAACUAAGGAAAUAUGGCCGGUAUCCAAAGAGAAGUUAAUCAAAUCCUUCAAGGAGAAACACUCGCCUAACUCGGAGCUGUGGGUGGGAGCGAGAGCACUGGCCAAGCACUUCCACCGAGACAACAGCAACUCCUGGUGGGGCACCAGCACUGGGACUGAGAUGGACAAGAACGAGCAUGCCCUGAAGACGCUGAACAAGAUCAUGGACAAUGCUACCUGGAUCAACAUCCACUGGCUGCCGCAUGAUGUCAUUAUAGUGGAAAUGAGACAAGAGGAAGGCUAUGGAGCCAGAUGGCUGGCUGAUGGCUCCAUGUUCCGUGGCUUCCUGGAGCCGCCAGAUGGUGGAGCCGGACAUGAUGUGGGUUGGAGGCACUGA